Molecule: messenger RNA, 981 nt
Organism: Pteropus alecto (black flying fox)
Lineage: Eukaryota; Metazoa; Chordata; Mammalia; Chiroptera; Pteropodidae
Product: ovalbumin
Exons: 5
Coding region: 1-981 (326 amino acids)
Biological process (GO): negative regulation of endopeptidase activity
Molecular function (GO): serine-type endopeptidase inhibitor activity
Source: RefSeq, a predicted model, not a curated record
AUGGGCUCGCUCAGUGCAGCAAACGCGCAUCUCUGCUUUGAUGUCUUUAAGGAGAUGAGCUACGACCACACGACUGAGAAUCUCGUCUUCUCUCCCUUGGGUCUCUUGUCCGCGCUGGCUCUGGUGCUCUUUGGGGCCAGAGGUGACAGUGCAUCUCAGAUGGAAAAGAAAUAUUUAGACUGUAUCGAACAAUUAUAUAAACUGAAACCUGAAAAUUUGGAUUUCAAAAAUAAUUUAGAAGAAGCCAGAAUGCGGAUUAACUCAUGGAUUGAAAAUAAGACCAACGGUGAAAUCAAGGGCCUCUUGCCCCACAACAGCCUUGUGGCUUCCGACCAGUUGGUGCUGGUGAGCGCAAUCUCCUUCCGAGGGACCUGGAAGUAUGCGUUUCAGAAAGACCAAACCAGAACAAUGCCUUUCAGGUCGGACGAGUCCCAGAGCAAAGCGGUGCAGAUGAUGAGGCUGGAAGGAUACUUGAAACUGGGCUCCGUAGUGGAGCCUCGGGUCCAGCUCCUUGAGCUGCCGGAUGCUGAGGACUGCCUGAGCAUGGUCAUCCUCCUACCAAGUGAGGACAUCGGCCUGGGGCAGGUGACCAGAGAAAUCACUUAUGAGAAACUAAAACACUGGCUAAACUCAGCCAGCAUGAAAGACACAGGUGUGGUGCUCUACCUGCCCCGGCUCAGGGUCGACGAGCGUCAUGAAGAUCUGACUUCCAUUUUGACGGCUUUGGGACUGAUCGAUGUCUUCGACCACUCAAGAGCUAACUUGUCUGGCCUAACUGCAGGAGGGGGCCUCGCGGUCUCUACGAUCAUCCAUAAAGCCAUGCUGGAGGUCACUGAGGGUCAUUCGGAGAUAACCCCCACCACCCAAACAAGCACGGUGGAAAAUCCAGAGAUCUUCAAGGUGGAUCGUCCUUUCCUCUUCUUUAUCUUACACAAGGAAACCUGGACUAUUCUUUUCUAUGGCAGGAUUUCCAACCUUUAA